AUGACAACAACAUUAUCAAUAUCACAAUUAUCAAUAUCAAGAUCACUAUCAACAUUACCAAAUACUAUUUUAUACAAUAUUAUAUCAUACUUGUUGCCUGGUGAUGUUGACCCUACUGUAUUGAUGAUUAGUUAUAGUGAUGAAGCAAAAGUUGAACGAUUUCAAUCACUAUUCAAUGCUGCGUGUCUUGGUAUGACGUGCAAGAGAUUAAAUAGGAUUGUAAGAGUAAAGUUGCCUUUAAAAGCAAGUCUAUACAUUCGCAAUGACAAGCAAAUCAACUCACUGCUGAUCAUGUCAAGUUUGGACAAGUCAUUAGAGACUAGUUACUUUAAUCGUCUUUCAUUGUCAUUUCAACACGAUCUUGAUAUAGACAGUGCCAAACUUGAACAAAUCAUUAACCAUUGUCGUUUGCGCGACCAUGAUGGUGGUGAUGACGACGAUGAACAAGAACUCAAAGGAAGAGUAGUAUUAAAGAAUUUGGAUAUCAACAAGGCAUUGUGCAAGACACUCAAAAUAUGUCGUCUACCCGACGACAUUGAAAGUCUAGGUAUUGAUUCAAGUGUAGAUACAUCAAUCAUUACAGAUGAGCACUUUUAUCCAAAGAAAUUAAAGACAUGUAGGAUAAUUGGUUUCUCAAAGAUCAACUUUCCAAUACCUCUACACGUUACGGAAAUGAUGAUUAUCUUGGCAAGUUUCACAAACCCAACUCUUGAUGGAGUGGUAUUUGGUAGAGCACUGACCAGUCUCUGUUUAUAUGGUGCGGAUAUUCCAAUCAAAAAGGGGUUGUUUCCUCUUGACGGAUCACUUCGAACCGUUUCUUGCCAUGCUUCUAGUCUCGAGGUUGGAGUGUUUCCUCCGACUCUUAGAACACUGGAUUUAGGUUAUACUUUUAACCAACCUCUUUCGGUAGGAUCGUUACCAGAGGGACUUGAAAACCUCACCUUUUCCUAUUGUUAUAGCAAUACGAUCGGUAAGGGUGUGUUACCCUCUACGUUAACAAACAUAAAGGGUGGAGUAAACGGCGCCAUGAUGGAGCCAGGGUCACUCGAUCUUUGUAGAAAACUCACCAAGCUAGUCGUCCUCCAAUCAAAUUUCCAACCCAAAGUACUACCCCCUUGGAUCAUCAAUCUUGAAAUCGGUCAAAUCCAUUCCGUCCCAACCAAUCUAAAUGAUACAUUACAAGUUUUAAAAACCUCUCAAUCUAUUACUUUACCAAAUUAUUUACCUCAAUCAUUAAAGAUUUUACAAUUUAAAAUUGAUGAACUUCUACCAGGAAUUAUUCCACAAGAGAACCUUACGGAAUUAUCUAUAAUAGGACAAAGAAUAUCUUAUGUGAUGCCACUUGGAGAGUUGUUACCAUCACAUUUAAAGGUUUUGGCUUUUCCAUUUCCUUCACAAAGCACACCUUUUCAAGUAACUGAUAUUCCACAUAGUCAAUUGGAAAAGCUUACAUUACAAGGCGUGGGAGAACAUGAGAUUGCCUUUCCAGCCAAUUCAUUUGACAAUCUUACUUUUCUCGAGAUUCAGUCAUUCAGACAUCCGAUUGGUUCACUUCCACCAAACUUGGUUCAUCUUAGAAUGUCUCAUACCUAUCCUCAUCCACUACCACCUUUACCAAAUUCGAUAGAAUCCCUUAAAUUCAUUACAUUGGGUCAACAGUUUUACCUCAAUGAUCGUCCAUACACAUCAGACUAUAACAUGUUACUUUCUCAAUCGGUCAAUGGAAGCGGUCUGCCACCAAGUCUAUCAGUAAUAUCCUAUACAUUGCCCUGCAAAAUAGGUAAAAAAUCAAAGAUCACUAUCGUUGUCGAUACGAUCAACCAUUACAUUCCACCAACUCCCAUUAUCAGUGAGGACAGACCGACAAAAUUUAAUCUUGAUUUUAUUGACUUGGUCAAGAACACUACCAAGAUUAUGGAUCCCACUCCUGCCUACUCUAAAAAUAUCAUAUUGGUCAGACCACUCAUUACAAACGAUGAUCGUUCUUUAAUUGACCAAGUAUUCUUUUACAAAGCAGACACAAAUUGUACUCUUUGCCUAAAUUCAGUGACAAACGAAUCCAUUAGAGAAGCUCUAUUGGCAGUACUCCAAGGACACACCAAUACUGUAACAUCUGUCAUUUAUGAAUACUUGGAUAAACAUAAAAAAGAUGAAGAUGAAGAAGAAGAAGAUUGUGGAAUAUUUUGGUAA
This is a messenger RNA of Cavenderia fasciculata, 2190 nucleotides long. RefSeq lists its product as uncharacterized. Lineage: Eukaryota; Evosea; Eumycetozoa; Acytosteliales; Cavenderiaceae. The record is from RefSeq and is a predicted model, not a curated record. The coding region runs from base 1 to 2190 and encodes 729 amino acids. The transcript has 2 exons.